AUGUUAUCACGACCUCUGCGCUCGGCCCUUCCUAGGCAAGCUUCGAACUCUGGCAUCGUCGACAGGUGCCGUUUAACAGCCCUUCCUCAGGAAAUCUCGGAGAUGGUUCUGGCCGAGUUAGACUGGAGGGAGGUACUUUGCAUACGCGCAACAUGCAAGUCGUUGUGCUCUGCCUCCCGAUCGCGAUACGUAUGGCGAGCACAGUACCAACGACUUUCUGACGGCUACGACACUCCCUUGAGCGCGAAGGAUAGCACGGCAACUUAUGCAGAACUCGAGCGCGACACCUUGCACUGGGCUCGAGUUCAACGCAACUGGGUGUCUAAAUCAAAGCGACCUACCCGACGUCUAGCGUGUAAGAGUUCGGCGGUCCAGUUACACCUCCUCCAUGGAGGUAGAUGGCUUUUAGCUAAUGGCAGGGAUCCCUGCCUUGAUGUCUACGACCUCAACUUGAUGGUCAGUCAACCCUGUGUCUUGAUUCGCCCACCAGACAAGUGGGGAGAGCGAGUGACACAAUACGCCAUCGAUGAACGAUAUACGCUGCCAAACAUCGAGGUUUCUAUCGCCCUCGUUCGUCAACAUGCUUAUGAACGACCUGGAAGACUAUCCAUAUGGAAGAUCACCAACACCGAUAGCGACACACUCGUCGCUCGUCACAUUACGUCGUUCAAUACAUAUACGACGCAACUUUGCUUUGCCAUGGACCUUCGGGGGGAUUACUUUGCGAGGUGUGUUCCCUUGCUCUCCGGCGGCAGGACGUGGUACAUAGAUGUGUACAACUGGCGAAGCUCAUGCUCUUUGAUCCAUCGCAAAACCACAAUUAUACUCAACGAGCGCGUCGACACUGUCCGCAUUCUUCCCGGGCACAGAAUCCUCGGUCUCGGGGAAGAAGAUGUCAGAAUUUACGCCAUUGAUGCGUCCGACUUUCGACCGGUCCCAGGCAAACAUCCCAUAUUAGCUGGCCCGCCAGCGAUGCCACUCCAUACCUUGGCAUUGCCUGGGCUGAAGCCACACAUUCACAGCCCGCUUCACUACGACCGCAUGGGUAACGCUCACUUGUACCUUCUCAGCGCAGAAGCAGUGGUCAAGUUCAUGGUCCCGUAUGAAGAUCGACCGCCAAUGGACAGCGAUUUCGUUCGCUCGUGA
Molecule: messenger RNA, 1146 nt
Organism: Pleurotus ostreatus (oyster mushroom)
Lineage: Eukaryota; Fungi; Basidiomycota; Agaricomycetes; Agaricales; Pleurotaceae
Exons: 6
Coding region: 1-1146 (381 amino acids)
Molecular function (GO): protein binding
Source: RefSeq, a predicted model, not a curated record